This is a messenger RNA of Bactrocera latifrons, 1082 nucleotides long. RefSeq lists its product as uncharacterized. The transcript has 2 exons. NCBI's taxonomy places the organism in Eukaryota, Metazoa, Arthropoda, Insecta, Diptera, Tephritidae. The record is from RefSeq and is a predicted model, not a curated record. Bases 68 to 859 code for a protein of 263 amino acids.
AUGUACAUGUACAUUUUUAUUUCAAUACAAUACGUUAAUAUCAAUAUUUUUAUAAAAUAAAUCAAAAAUGCUUACAGCAUUUAGGGACAAUUUACCUAAUCCUCAUAGAAAUUGUAUCCAUGAAAUUUUGAGUAUACUCGUUUGCCACGACAAUGAUUUGAGGCGCAUAAAAAUGGAAUUACGUAAUCUUCAAGAUGAAUUUAAAGAGUAUGUGGAUAAAAUAAAUUUUGGGUUUCUGAGAGAAAACAAAAAUAGAUGUGAAGGAUCUGAGAAAAUUAUACUUUUAACUCGGAAAAUUACUACAAUGCACGAAGUAAACGAAUGUUUUUCAAAGAAAAUCGAAGCACUUAAGAAAAACAGUGAAGAAAUUAUUAGUAAUGCACGUCAAUGCAUUGCAGGUUUAAAUUCCGAAAAAUGCAAAUUCAGGCAGUUUCAUGAAAAAAGCAUUGAUUACUUAAAACGAUAUGCCAUAAAAUCGGAUGAUACAACUGUCAUAAAUAAUUGUGAAAAGGAUAUUUGCGAAAUGCAUAAACUUUUUGUCAAAGAAGUUUCUUUGAUAAAGAAAUGUGAAGCAGAGCUGGAGUCAUUUUUUCAAAUAUGUAUUUUACAAAAUGCAACCAGUUGUUGCUGUUUCAAAGAUUAUAAUUGGCUACCACAAGGUAAAACCCUCCACACAGUUGAUGGCCUCGUUGAAGAAAUAAAAUGCCUAAUGGGCACAAUAUUAAGUAAAGCGUUUGCUCAGUUUUAUGUUCAUCAUUCAGCAGAAAUUAAAUCAUUUUUAGCGUCAUAUCUUAUGAACAUUGAACACAAUGAAGAAGUACUUCAAGAAAAAUUAAAUAUUUUUGGCAACUUAACUUGAAUUUAAUUAAAAUUGUUUAUCCAUAAUUAUAUUAAUCUAACUGUACAUUUGUGUUUUGUUUGCACACCAUAUAUUGACCUAAAAGCUACAGGUAUUACGCCUUCAAAUCAUUUCUACAAAAAUUGUUUAUAUUGUAGUUUGUCGCACAAAAGAUGGGACAUACGAGUAUUAUAUAUAAAAAAUUAUCUGAACUGAAUAUUGUUUAAUAAAAAUAAUGUAAAUG